AUGGCGGAAGGAGGUGUGGAACCGGUAAGUUCUAAAACAGUCUGCAUAUCAAGACUUUCCGGGCUUAUGCUUUGUGUAUAACAAUUGUUGAAUAUGUUCUUCCCAAUGUAAAUGAAAGGAUCCUGAAGUAGAAACACAGAUUUUAUCCAAGAAACGCCUUUUCUCAGCAGAAGGUAAGCAAAUAAAUGUUAAGGUGCGGACGCCUAAGGGAAAUUUCAGCUCGUAAGCAAGAAGUAAAUUUUCCCUUUUUUAUCGAAGUGUCGUUUUCAAUGUUGCCUUAUAUGAUGGUAGUCACUGGGCCGCUGUUUUAUUUCAUCGAUUCAGGUAGCGAAAUAUAAGAAUUGACAGAACAGAUUAGUUUGCUGAAAACACCGUCGAAGGAAGAAGGUAAGAUGUCUCUUCCAGCUUAUUAUAUAUUCAAGCGCAUUGAUAGGGGGAAUUGUCUCCGUCUGUAAUCCGCUAAACAUUACGGAAUCGCGCCUGUAGAAACGCGUCGCUAGUAAAUGCAAAUUUUUCUGUCAAUCAAAUGUGUCCUAUUAUUUGUAGGUGGAAAUCGGUGAAACAUCGUUAUUGUUGUGGAGACAAUAGAAGAACAAAAGAUAACAGAAAGAUCAAGUUAUGCGGUCUUAAAGGGUGUUGCGUGACUUAAAUCAGCUGCAGCAUUUCUCCUAACUUUCCCGCAUUAAAACGUUGGAAUGAAAAGUCUGAAGCUUAGCUUUUAAAAUCUUGAUAGCCAAAAUAAAAAGGGUGCCCCAAAAGGCAAGCAUUUGGGAAUUCAAAAUCGAUAUUUUUGUCUCCAACGAAAUCCGGCGGAUGAACAGUAAUUUGCAUAUAAGCGUAAGUGAAGCGAAAUAGAUACAAAUUGCCGUGGUUGUAAACACAAUGUUUCCUCGAUGUUUUUUCCUUUUGAAAGCGUAAAUUCGCAUGAAAGAGCUCACCUUGCACAAAAUAAUAUAAAAUGAAACGAAUCAAAUCGAAAAGUGGUAAAGAAAAGUCAGGAUAUUUCAGUUUGAUGGAAAGUAAGUGAUUGGGUAGGUGAUUUGCAUACUGAUAAAAACAACGUCUAGCGCAGUUCAAAACCGUUCGGCUUCCUGAAUUGUUUUUCUGGAAUUCUAUACAUUCUGCUGGCCUAAAUCAUUAAAAUAUCUUAUGAAGUCAAAAUAUUUAUCAAGUUGAGGGUUUGCAUUUCCUUAGAAAACAGAGAGUAGCGCGAAAGCUUCGAUCUAUAGAUUUUCUUAAGUUAAAUUACCUUUGUAUCGUGGAAACAAUACCCUAACACUUGAGUCUUGAAUCAAAGGACGCGACAUGCGUCGGCUUCCUUUGUGAGCGCGCAAAUAGUCAUGGGACCCGCGAUUUUGCGGGCGACACGGAUCUACAGGCGCCGUUCCAGCCUCCUCCUCAGGCGCUUCGUUUUUCGCAUGGCAGAGGCGAGCGCGAAACGAGUGACAGGUGAUGAACCGCAAGGGACCAUGGGAAGGGUACAGACGGCAGGCGAAGCGCCUGCCGGAUCUUGUGUCGUUUUCUUGGCAAAAAAGUCGUUUUCUUGGCACCGCCCAAUUUUUGGUCUUUUUAAGUCUUGGAAGCGAUCAAUUUUAGUAGCAUAUUGUUGUAAACAUUGUAAACUUUGAGUAGACAGGUGAAUGGCUAAAAAUUUCAAAACCUGAGGUAGAAAUAACCGACAGGCUGCAAAGGAGUCGGAUUCUGCUGGAUUUUUGCGAAUCGAAGACCUCUAACAAAAUAUUGAUGACUUGACGGUAUCGGGUAAGUCUUAUAUUUUGGUAUUUAACUUGUCGUUUAUUGCAGAAUUCGGAUUAGUAAAGUACAGCGCCGGCGACUAUGUUUCUAUUUUUCGCUCUUUUAGGCGAAAUCCACCGAACAACGAGCAAGUAACCUUGUGAAUUGAAAGAAGUGUAAGGCCUAGCUAGAUUGUGCAAGGUCAGGAGUUGAUUAUCAAGACCACAUUAUGUCCUUACACCAAGAUUUAAGUCUGCGACGUUACUAACUAUGAAACCACAGAAUAGUAAGAACAAUAAGAAUAGUAACAGAGACGGGAGGAUUCACAGUCGCUUGGUUCGUCGCCAUGUUUGAGAACCUGACAAAGAGUGUGUUGCAUAUGGUUUAUUGCCUUAUUUGGAAAUUCUCAAGGGGAGGUUGAAGGACAUUAUUUUUGCCAGGCAACUCAAAAUGGCGCACGAACUGCUAUCGUCUUUGCCUGUCAAUCAAAAACGCACAUUAAAGAGUUCUGGAUUCUUAUUUUAGAAUAUAAUAACUCACCGAGGGCACCCUGGAAAAGGUGUGCAAAAACCGAACCAAAAUCGAAAUGCGGAAGCAAAGAAUCCUGAAUGGAACUGAAUGGUCAUAAUCACGAUUACGGUAAUCGAGAAUUUGAUUAAUUGUUACACUACUAAUUUUAUUUAGCCAAAUGUCUGGCAUGAUGGCACCCCUAUUGCAAGACUAAAAAUGUUUGAAUAAAGGUUGAAUAAAGUAUAUAGGUCAGUUAAAACACAAUGAUUCAAUGACCACACUAUUACAUCUCAUUCAAACUCCAGGUCUGUGGUCUCAAUGUAACUUUGUUGGGACACACAAAUGUAGAAGAAGGGGAAAAGGCUUUUUUUUUUUUUUUAACAGAAGUCAGUUCAAUGACAACAUGCCCAUUCAAUAAUCUCAGUAGCCCAUGUACAGCAAUUUUUUUCUGAGGGGAAGCGGCAACUGUACACAUGCUUUUAUCACAGUAUUAGUUCAAAAAAAUACACAUCAACCCAAUUUCCAUUGUAUAAAAUAAAGGAAUUAUAGGAGCAAAGUAUUUUAUUACUUUGGACAAGACAGCUAGAUCGAGUUUAAGUUGGAUUAGGGGUGCAGGUUUUCUCUUUUGCUGACCAUAGUUCAAUGACCUGACCACAUCUCAGUUCAAUAAUCACGACAGAAGUUCAUAAAACAUUCAUCAACUCAAUUUCCAGUGGCACUAAUUUAAGGAAUAGGAGCAACAUUUUUUAUUUCUCUGGGUGAGGUGGAAGCAAUGGAAAGGGGUGAGGGUUUUGCAUGGCUGAGCUUCUGGUCCAUACUUCAAACAGCUGGCAUUUUUCAUUGCUUGACACUGUUAAUAGACCUGACAUCAGCCUACUAAUAGUGUAGUGUAGUGUUUUUUACUGCAUAUUCUUCCAGUUUGUCCAGGACCUGUUUUUACUGUUCUUUCCAUUGCACAUGCUUGUAUCUUGAUUAUAAUUUUGUAGUUAAAAUUUCUAGGAAGGGGGUUGGGGGUUAGUAGUUAUGCAGAACCAUCUAUACUUAUCUUAACGUUUUUUGCAUUUCAAGGUAAUUCUGUGUCCAUUGAUAAUUAUUAGAUGAUCUUGUAUUCCUCUGCAACUCCAAAGCAGGUCAAAAACUACCCCUUCAGAAGACUUUUGAGGGGAAUUUUAUGCUACCACAGGUUUGCCAUGAAAGGAACCAUGUAUAAGCAAUCACAGGAACAGCAAUGUUGAAUCUGGGUAGAAUGAUCCCAAGAACUUCAUAAUACUCAGUCUUUCCUACCACCUGUUUGCAUUAGGAUAAUGCAAUCAUUAUUCUCUAAAAUGGCAUUCACAGCAUCUUGUUUGCCAUGAAAUUUGAAAUAUUCAAACACAAUUAUUUUUUUUAAAAAGUGUCUAGGGCAACGUCUCCUGCCUGGCCAAAUGGUAGUUACGAUGGUAUCUCAUCAACUACAUCACCCUCUUCGAUCAGGGUAACAAAAUUGUCUAUCAAAUUAAAACCAAAGUUACCAAUAAUCUAUUUAUUAAGACACAAAUGAUGUGUUAUAAAAGAGCAUAACAAAACCAAAUUGGUCUACUGUGUAAUAUCACAAAAACAAAUAAAAAACAAUACAGACAAUAAGUAUUUGGUGCACAUUCGACACAGCUUCAUCAUAAAAUGAGGUAUAUAAAUAAAAAGUAAGUAGACUUUAUUUACACUGGGCUGUGCAUUCAGUGACAAGUCUAGUACCCAGUGAGGUAAUCGAACAAUAAAAAAAUACAAGUAAAAAAGAAAAAGAACCUUAAGCUAGUUUUGUGGCUGUUUUUCCUUUACGUAAAUAAGCUUACAUGGUCGAGCAAAUGAUACACAAUGGAAAUCCUGAGACAAAAAUUUAACAGAUUUAAAAAAUAUUUUAUAAUCUAUUUCAUAACAUAACUUAGAGGUCUUGAGACUAGACUGGUUUGUUGCCUUUUCGAGUACUCAAGAUAAAGCGUGCAGCAAAUAGUAUUUUAAAGCUUUACAAAAUAUUUGGCUUCAUUUGACUGUUGCAACAAUUUUCAGCUCGCCAUUUGUCGUCACUUCGACUGAAGAGAUAGAUCGUUUCAUCACUGGGGACCUUAACAGAAACGAUUACUAACUUACUAACUUUCCUGACCGGCUGUUACCUUGGCGUGCGGCAGUUUCAUUAAAUUAAAGGCAGUACUGUCCCGUCCGCGGCUAGUAGUUUUUCGAUAUAAAGUUCGGUAGUAAACAUUAUGUAGUUCGGUAGUAAACAUUAUAAUGCUCGAGUCCAAUGUGUCGGGUGAAAACAACUUCCUCUUCACACACACGACGUGGAUAGGCAAUGAUUUGCUCAAAAUUCGCAAAUGAACAGGGCUGAACUUAUUUUAAAGAUUGCAUAUUGGCCCGCCAUUACUCUUGCCGCCAUCUUAAAAACAAGAUCUGCCAGACGUCUCGCCCGUUGUCUCCUUCCCGCCUUCCUUUGCGCGCACAUUUUCAUCAAAAGAGAGACGUCUGGGUACGUGGCAGGCGCCGUUCCGUAAUGAAUUAUAAAACAUAUGUUUUUUUAGCUCUACCAGGAACAGCUGAAUCGAGCAAACGAGAUUUGACAGCUGAAUCGAGCAAACGAGAGUUGACACCAAAGUCAAAGGAAGCCCCGCAACCUAGAAAGAAACAGAUUAGUUUGCUGAAAACACCGUCGAAGGAAGAAGGUAAGAUGUCUCUUCCAGCUUAUUAUAACUUAAUAGUUUGACUUUCUCUUAGUGUUGUUAUUCAAGCGCAUCGAAAGGGAAUUGUCUCCGUCUGUAAUCCGCUAAAAUUAUAAAAAUUUUGUUUUUUUAGCUCUACCAGGAACAGCUGAAUCGAGCAAACGAGAUUUGACAACAAAGUCAAAGGAAGCCCCGCAACCUAGAAAGAAGCACAGCAAAUUGUUUGGUAAUUUUCAAGUAACUUCUUUUUAAUGCAGUAUGAGUUAUCAUAAUGUAAAAAGAAUAUUUUUUUUUCUCAACUUUUGCACAUUAAAUUGUGGAAAGCAACCUGUUGGUUAUAUUUUAUUACCACUAGACUUCUCGUGUUUAUAGUUUACUUCUCCUGAAUUAAAUAUAAAAAUCGCAUGAGCUCCAAGCCUCUUGCUUCGUUUGUUUUACUUACACACAAUGUAGUGAUGUUUUUGGGUGUUUUUUUUAAUAAGAAUAUUUUCUGCAUAAACUGAGGUUGUGAACAGCAAAUUUUGCAUUCCCUGAAAUUGGUUCUAAAGCCUGCGGCUGGAUCCCAGCUUCUCUGUCAGGAGGUGUGCAGCAUGUUAGAAAAGAUGUGCGGCAUGGAGGUCAAUGUAAGAACUGUGACGUACCUACUGGAAAAAGCAUUUAUGGAGGCAGACCCUCCUGUAGAAAGAAAACGGAUUAAAUUAACGGAUUGA
Molecule: messenger RNA, 5644 nt
Organism: Porites lobata
Lineage: Eukaryota; Metazoa; Cnidaria; Anthozoa; Scleractinia; Poritidae
Source: the annotation of a GenBank genome assembly